Molecule: messenger RNA, 2847 nt
Organism: Miscanthus lutarioriparius
Lineage: Eukaryota; Viridiplantae; Streptophyta; Magnoliopsida; Poales; Poaceae
Source: the annotation of a GenBank genome assembly
AUGCCGCAAGCCAAGCUUGCUACCACCGAUCACACAACUCCCAACAACAGCCAAAAUGCUCCUCCUACCAAUCAGAAUAAACAAGAAGUCACGUUGGAGCUCCAGAAGUACAUCCUGCUGCUGGCCUCGCUGGUGGCCACGGUGACCUAUGCCGCCGGGUUCAGCCCGCCGGGGGGCGUCUGGCAGGACACGGCUGCCGGGCACCUCGCCGGCGACCCCAUCAUCCGGGACACCCACCACAAGCGGUACGUGGCCUUCUUCUACUGCAACGCCACCGCGUUUGCCGCGUCGCUCGUGGUCAUCGUCACCACCCUCACCCUCGCCUACCUGGACGACUACAAGGACAAGUACUCCGGCUCCAAGAUCGUCGUCCAGUACAUGAAGAGACAAUGGAUCGCCGUUCGGACGCUGCAGACGGCCAUGGUGUUGGACCUGCUCAGCCUCAUGGGAGCCUAUGCCGCCGGCACCUGCCGGGACACGUUCACCACCGUCUACUCCUCGGUGCUGGUGGGCGUCGUCUUCGUCUACCUCGUUGGUCAAGUGGCGGUGGCCUCGUGCUCGUGCUUCACCGACACCGGCUCCGGCGGCGUGCCCAAAGGCCAAGUCGAAGGAAACCCCAACUCCGGUUCCGGUUCCGGCGGCGGCGUGCCCGAACCCGAAGCCGUCGAAAAAGAAGAAGAACGGCAGAAGGCGAAAAAAAGUUUCCGCAAGGUCAAGGUCCUGAUGGCGCUUGCUUCAGUGGCCAACAAGGUCGAACAUGACAAGGCGAAAGAACGGUUCCGCAAGGUCCUGAUGCUUCUCGCGACGUUCGCCGUGAGCAUCACGUACUUGGCCGGGCUGAGCACGCCGGGGGGGUUCUGGGACAGCACUGGCUUCGGGCACCGCCCCGGCGACUCCAUCCUCAAGGACCAUCACAACACGCGCCUGGCCGUAUUCUUCGGCUUCAACACCACGGCAUUCGUCGCGUCACUGCUCAUCAUCGUGGUGCUUCUGGACACGAAGCUCCGCCAGAUCAAUGCCUACGGGUUCAUCGUCGUCGCGCUCGUCAGCCUCAUCGGCGCGUACAAUGCCGGCAGCUGCAGGCAGACCGACACCACCAUCUACGUGUUCAGCCUCAUCCCUGCUGUUCUGGUGUACAUUUCGUUCCUCUACUUUGUCGCAGAUCACAUCUACGCCAAAUGGGAAGAAAUGAAAAAAAAUUCAGGUAGUAUUCAGAGUUUGCCUCGAUUUGGUACCGCUCGCUCUUCCUUUGCAAAUCAUUGGCAUUCAGAACAUUCAAUAUUGAUUGCAUUGCAGCUGAAUUUCUUUAAUUUUUCUCCGAAUCAGGGUCAGGAGGGUAAAACAGAGAAGGAGAAAGCAGCCGACAAGGCUCGCUCUCUUGUUCUGCUGCUCGCCACUCUGGCAGCGACGAUCACCUACCAAGCGGGGUUAGACCCGCCGGGCGGCGUCUGGCAAGACAACAGUGGUGGCCACACCGCCGGUGACCCAAUCCUCCUGACGACGAAUGCUCGGAGGUACAAGGCUUUCUUCUACUGCAACUCGGUGUCGCUGGUGGCGUCCCUGGUCGCCAUCGUGCUGGUCCAGAGCAAGUUUCUGCUCAAGCACCAUGUGCUGGAGGCGGUCAUGAUACUGGACCUCUUCGGCCUCAUCGGUGCAUACGCGGCAGGGAGCUCCCGGGAUGUGAACACAUCCAUCCAUGCCAUGGCAUUGGCUGGCGCCGUCCUCGUCUACGUGGUCAUCCACGUCAUCUUCAUCACGCUGGACGACGCCACACGCACAAGGAGCGAGAGUGACAAGAAAAAGGACAAUGAGUUGGUGGAGAAGACGCGCAAGCGGCUGCUCCUCUUCGCCAUCUUGGCGGCGACCAUCACCUACCAAGCCGGCCUCACUCCUCCAGGAGGGUUCCUGCUCCAGGACGACCAGUCCGGGCACCACGCCGGUGACCCGGUCCUCUUGUACAACUUCCCGCGCCGCUACAAGGCCUUCUUCUACUGCAACUCGGUGAGCUUCAUGCUGUCCAUCGCCCUCAUCCUCCUCCUCGUCAACCCCAACCUGUACAGGCCAGCCAUACGGACCCACGCGCUGUCCGUGUGCACGGGGGUAGGCUUGUUUGGCCUCAUGGGCGCCUACGCUGCCGGAAGCACGCAGCAUGUGAAGACAUCCAUCUACAUAUUCGUGUUGGUGGCAGUGGUCAUUUUCUUCAUAGUCCUACUGUUCCUGGUGUUUUGGUUCACGGGCUGCAGCAAAACUCCACAAGGAGCACCAAUAGAGACCAACACACAAGACGAGGAGGACAAUGACGACACCGAGAAAAAGAAGAGCAUACAUGCCAACCGCAAGUACCUCAUGUUGCUAGGGAUCCUUGUGGCAAGUGUCACCUACCAGGCCGGCCUAGAGCCGCCGGGCGGAGCUUGGCAGAACAGCAGUGGAGGGCACGAGGCCGGCGACCCGGUGAUGCAUGACAACAGGAGGCCCCGGUAUCUGGCUUUCUUCUACAGCAACUCCACCUCGUUCAUGGCGUCCGUCUCGGUCAUGGUCAUCCUGCUUCUCCUGGUACCACCAAAGCAGCUAGUUCGCAACGACCACUGGCACAAAAGGUGGCUUGUGGUGAUGAACACAACAAUUGUGCUGGACUUGCUUGGCCUCCUGGGUGCCUACGCAGCCGGCUCGAGCAGGCGGUGGAAGACAUCUGUGUAUGUGUUGCUGCUGGUCAUAGCCGUGCUGGUCUACAUGGCAUUCCAUCUCCUCCUGUCCUGCAUCAUCAGAAGGAGGAGUCGUCAGAGCGCCCAACCAUCGCCUGGCGACUCAUCAGUGAAACCCGAAGCAAAUGCUACUUCUCCAGUCUAG